Molecule: messenger RNA, 365 nt
Organism: Somion occarium
Lineage: Eukaryota; Fungi; Basidiomycota; Agaricomycetes; Polyporales; Cerrenaceae
Source: the annotation of a GenBank genome assembly
CCGCCUUCCAGUCGGCUUCCAGCUAAAGCAGACACCUACACUUGUACUCUUCCGCUGUCAGGUACUUACUCCUGACAUGUCUCAAAAAUUCCCAUGGUUUGGCUUCACCAUAGCCAGCAGUUGCCUCGUUGGCCUAGGAUACAUUAUCAUGAAAGCUACUGUACCGACACCGGAGCAAACAUACGCUGCCAUGUCGCCUGAUCUUCGUCGCAAAGUGGAUGCCAACCGCGCAGCGAGAUUGGCGAGAGAAGCCGCCACGAAACAGCAAGCAGAAGCACAGCUGAAUGACCCGGAUGCCUCAAAACCUGUUUGGGCAGACACUCAGGGACGGUCAUAACGAUAUCCCACUCCUACUCAUCUGUACC